Molecule: messenger RNA, 1014 nt
Organism: Scheffersomyces amazonensis
Lineage: Eukaryota; Fungi; Ascomycota; Pichiomycetes; Serinales; Debaryomycetaceae
Exons: 1
Coding region: 1-1014 (337 amino acids)
Source: RefSeq, a predicted model, not a curated record
AUGAUUCAAUUAAUGUCUCCAACAACUGCAUUGAAGCAUACCAGCCCUCAAUAUUUAUCAUCAUCGGUUUCAUCCAUAGUUGAACAAUCUAGCAAGACCAAUGUAUAUUCAGAAUUGCCUAAAUAUUCCAAAUCUCAAACCAAAUCAACAGUAUAUCAUCAGGUUAGAGAUAAUAGACACCAACAUCAUAGAAAGCUAAGUAAAGUUCAACUAGUAAAUUAUGUUAAAACAAAGAUGUUAAAGCUUCAACAUAAUAAACAAAAGUUCAUUACUAAAUUCAAACAAGAAGUUGCCUUAGGGCAUAAAAAACUUAAACGGGCCGGAUCCACUAAAGUUUCAACUUCUGAUGCAGAGUUUGACUAUUAUGCCGAUAUAGUUACUUUUGUGGAGAAUUUAGAUAUAAAGAAUACUACUUUGUUACAAGUACCAACUAUGGGUUCCAAGCCACUGUAUUCGAUUGUGGAUACAGAAGUUGAUUCAAACUUGAAUUUUGAAGCAUCGAAAUAUUCAACUCCAUUAACUUCACCAUCACCUGAGUUAUCGGUUACAUGUCCACCUGAACCAGUGAAUUCUCCCAUAUUAGAGAAUGAAGAAUCAAUACUACCACCCUAUGAUUACUAUACUUCAACAACCUAUCAAGAUAAACCUAUCAGUAAUCCUGUUCCAACAGCAAUCAAGUACAAAUCCCAAUUGAACCAAUUAUUGUUAUCACAACAGAAUCAACCUCAAUAUGCAAGUCCGAUAAUAUCAAUUCCUCAACCUCCAAUUUCGACCCCUCCCCAACUGUAUUUAAAUCUUAGACGAUAUCUUGCCGUCGAAAAUAGCCAGUUCUUUAAUUAUUACAUGGUUAAGUUCCCCGGCAAUAGUCACAAAUUAUACUCUUAUGAACCUCUUGAAUAUGAACUCGCACAAGUAGAAAAAAUAGCGCAAACCAGUGAUAUAAUCUUUUCGGUCGUAAGACUCUUUAUAGUUUUGGUCCUUCUAAUUAUAGGCAUAGAUGCGUUAGUUAAUUAA